CGGCGCAGUACAACGGUCGCCGUAGCAGUCGCCGCCAUGCGACAUGCGCUAAGUACAUCUGCUCGCUGUCUUGACAAUAGACGACAAUGUCGUGAAACGCAGCUCGCGCGCGUCCCGAGGUAUAUAGCCUCGCUUCAGCUCCUCGCUGGCUCCUCGUCCUUCCCUGGAUACUUACUCGUAUUGCGCAGCAUCGUCUGCACCCGCUCGCUCCCAGUUCCUCACUGAGAGCAAUUAUACUGUCGCUCUUUACUUGCUAUCACACCCAUGGAUUGUAGCCUGUCUCCCUGUUGCAGACCUCGUCCUUCGCCUCUCUACCUCGACAUUGUCAGGAGGGAUAUACAGUUCUCUGAGCCUUUUGCUCCCUUAUAUUACGAUAUAGAAGAGUAUGAGGCGUGUUUGUCCCCUGACCGAGCGCAGCGGAUUGCCUCCUGGAUACGAGGGUGCCAAACGCUCAGCGAGUUCGCUGCAUGCAGCCCUGUAGAUAUUCGCAUCGGCGACAUCGAGGGCUCCCCUUCUUCGGCGUUUUCCUGCGACUCGAGAACUCCUCGCACUCUCACCUCGUCUUGCUCUCCUAACACGCCCAUCGUCAUCCCAGAGGUCCCCUCAAUCCCUCAGCUGCCCGAGCUCCCUAGCCCGCCAUCUCGCGCAUUGCAGGGCCAACGCAGGCUGAACGCAGUGUAUCUAGACGAACGCGUCUUGGAGCACCACCGCUAUCCACCUCGCAGCAUAGCCAAGCGUGUGCGCAUGCACCCUUAUCGCGUUGCCCGUUCGUUUCCGAACCGCCCACGGAGGCGUUCGAUGUCGUUCAAUGAGUCAUGAUCUGCUGCCUGCUGCCCUCGUGGAUGAAGCUUCUGCCAAAAGUAUCCCUUCAAAUUCGCCUUCCUUUUUAUGUAUGCCCCCUUGCACUGUGUGCUGUCUCAGUUAUUGUAUACCGUAGUGCGGUCCUUCUGUAUGGCCAUUGUUGUCGCUCGUUGGAAACCCUAGACGCUCCUGGUUGGGCUACUUGUGGUACAUCAAUAAUCAUUAGCGUAUUUGCUGACGUGUCAGG
Messenger RNA from Laetiporus sulphureus 93-53, 1048 nucleotides. RefSeq lists its product as uncharacterized. NCBI's taxonomy places the organism in Eukaryota, Fungi, Basidiomycota, Agaricomycetes, Polyporales, Laetiporaceae. The record is from RefSeq and is a predicted model, not a curated record. The transcript has 2 exons. The coding region runs from base 265 to 819 and encodes 184 amino acids.